AUGGUUUACCGUAGUCGCAAAAAUUUAGGUAACACAGGUGGUGGUCCUCAACAUAUUCCUUUUCUUCAUUCGCUCUUCCCAUGUCCUUAUGACGGUUCUCAUAUUAAUCCACGUGGUGUAAAAUUACUUGCUGUAGGCUUAUUCUCAUUCCACAACGAGUUCUUAGCGAAAGAUCUCCUUGGUGUGUACGAGCUCUCCACGAUGUCGACAAUACCUGUCGAGGUAGCCGAAGAGGCACUCGAAAAGAAGGUCGAAGCGAUGAAGAUCGUCGAUGGGAACAAUAUGGAGGUCAAGAAGGAAACCACCGACGGCAAGAACGAACGUCGCGAGCGUAAGGUACGCUAGCA
Cylicostephanus goldi is the source of this 347-nucleotide messenger RNA. Lineage: Eukaryota; Metazoa; Nematoda; Chromadorea; Rhabditida; Strongylidae. The record is from the annotation of a GenBank genome assembly.